AUGGGAGUGCAUGGGCUCUGGCGCCUCCUUGACACCUUUGGAGAAGUGACCCAACCGAGCGACUGGCGUGGCAAGCGGGUUGCGAUUGACGCGAGCAUUUGGAUGAGCCAAUUUCGGGCAAAAUGCACAUCCGGUGAAAAUAUGGAGCAAUGCAUUUUGGAGGGAUUUUUCUUGCGUAUCCUGAAACUUCUUUUUUAUGGUAUUGAGCCUGUUUUUGUGUUUGAUGGCACUGCCACGGAUUUGAAAUCGACGGAGAGGCGUCGGCGAGCGGAGCGUCGGGCAGCACUGGAACGGUCGGCUCUCACCCGUCGUGCUCAGCAGAUCGUCAAGGCGCAGUUGGCUUCAGGUUUGUUGAAUGUACAGGCGUUGGAUCAAAAGGGCCCAGUGAAGACAGCGGGGCGGCCACCAAGCCCCAAGAAGGAAACGGACGCCGGAAUGUUGCAACGUUCGUCACUAACCAACAUCUCUGACACCGCGACUGGAUGCUGUAGUACUAAUCCGCGAAGUUUGUUGCGAAAAAGACGGCGUGAAAUUGUCUUGGAACCCGAUGCCAUUUCGAGAACCCUGACGAAUUCUUUCUUAACAGAGGCGGAGGAAUGGAUCGAAGAAAGGAAGCGCGGUGAAAUGUGCGUCGAGGCCAAUUUACUUUUUUACUCUAGCACUUCACUCUUCAUGGGUCCGCGAGGGGUCUUGGAAGACAAAAUAAAUGGACCCAUAAAGGCCGCCGUGCUGCCUGAGAAGGAUACUAAUCCCCCGGCUUACAUGAGCCUUUCUAGCUUGUCUAGUGAAGAAGCUUCACUGGUGAUCUCUGAUGAUGACAAAACCAGUAUUAAUGACUACGAAACAGUGUCCACCGGCAUAACUAGCAGCAGGGGUUCCGUUGUAAUCGUGGGAGGUCACACAGAGACGUUUCCGGAUCGUCUCCGUGAAAUGGAGGAAAUAACGAUUCAUUCUUUGCAUGAUGACUCUUGCGACACGUGGUUGGAAAAGGAUAUGGCAACGUGUGAUGAUAUUCUUUCUUUUUGCAACGAGGGGGACAGCAGUGGCGGUAGCGGCCACAGUAACAGUGAUCAUGAUGACUCGGUCCAGCUGUGGAAUCCCGGCACCCAACUAAUUUGCCAAAGUGGCGCCGAAACCAAAAGGAGGCACCGCGAGGUUUCUGACGACGGCAUUGAGCGGCCUAAAGCAGCUUCUAUUGGUUCCGUUGAGGAGACGACUAGGGAGGGGUCGUCUUCACCCGUCACGAAGAACUUGAUGGGUGCAGUGGAUGUCACAAGAUCACUGGAGACGCCAUCGCCUUCCCACCCGCCACAGACACUUCUGCCAAAGCCGAUAACAAAAGGUGCGAAGGCACAUCAAGUUAUACCGUUUGAACUUUUGGAGAUUUUGGAGCUGCUGGAUUGUUGUGGGAUUCCAUUUGUCUUGAGUCCCCACGAGGCGGAUGCACAGUGCGCCUUCCUGAGUCAACAGCGGCUUGUGGAUGCGGUGUUCUCAGAGGAUAGUGAUGUCAUUGUGCAUGGCGCCAAUGUUGUCCUGCGUGGUUUUUUCUCGAAGAACCGUUAUGUGGUGGUAUAUCGUCAGAGUGAUUUGGCGAUGUGUGGCGUGGACAAGGACGUUUUGGUCGCGCUUGCGCUUUUGCUUGGAUGUGACUACGCCGAGGGUGUGGAUGGAGUGUCUUUGUUGGAGGCGCUACGGAUCAUAACUGCCUUUUGGCAUCAGGAAAGUGUUCAGGGCCCCUCGCACGUGUUGGACAUGUUGAAACGGUGGAGGGAUGCUGUGGCACAGCGGCGUUUUGUAUGGGAAGAAGAAGGCGUCCUCUUGCAGUCCUACUUGAACUGGAGGAGGUGGAGCACGUUGCGGGUGGCCGCUGAUUUUCCGCAAGUGCCUGUUGUGGAUGCUUUUUUUAACGCCACCGUGGAUGCGGAUAUGAGGCCGUUUGCGGUGGCAUCCCCUGAGUGGAAUCGUCUGCGGACCUUUGCAGGAAUGCACGGUUUGCUUGGCGAUGUCACAUGCCAGCAACGGCUGGAGUUGGCUCAAAAGGCAUUCCUGGCGAGAGAAUUGCAGCGUAACAAUGAGCGUAAACAACAGCAAUUGCGCCUCACGGAUUUUGCGAUGCCGUCACAUGCAAAAGAGAAGGUGGCCUACAAGAAACAGCCACCCAAGUUUGCAGCGGCACUCUCCGCCUUGCGAGCUGCCAGAAGAAGUGGGGUCCGUGUGGAUUGCUGUCAUUAUUGA
Messenger RNA from Trypanosoma cruzi, 2235 nucleotides. Its product is annotated as DNA repair protein RAD2, putative. The transcript has a single exon. Gene Ontology annotation, cellular component: nucleus. Gene Ontology annotation, molecular function: 5'-flap endonuclease activity; single-stranded DNA binding. Gene Ontology annotation, biological process: nucleotide-excision repair. The record is from RefSeq and is a predicted model, not a curated record. The coding region runs from base 1 to 2235 and encodes 744 amino acids. NCBI's taxonomy places the organism in Eukaryota, Euglenozoa, Kinetoplastea, Trypanosomatida, Trypanosomatidae.